This is a messenger RNA of Penaeus indicus, 450 nucleotides long. RefSeq lists its product as uncharacterized. NCBI's taxonomy places the organism in Eukaryota, Metazoa, Arthropoda, Malacostraca, Decapoda, Penaeidae. The record is from RefSeq and is a predicted model, not a curated record. Bases 1 to 450 code for a protein of 149 amino acids. The transcript has 2 exons.
AUGCCAACAGACGGCGUGACUGUGGCUGGUGUCGUGACCAGCUGGAGGUCAGAGCGAGCGGCCUGUGAGACGUCCGAGUCCCCGCCCCCUCAAGGUCACGCCCACCAAGCCCGUCCUCCAGGCCACGCCCACCAAGCCCGUCCUCUAGGCCCCGCCCACCAAGCCCGUCCUCUAGGCCCCGCCCACCAAGCCCGUCCUCCAGGCCAUGUCCUCCGAGGCCGUCCUCCAGGCCACGCCCACCAAGUUCGUCCUCCAACCACGCCCACCAAGCCCGUCCUCCAGGCCACGCCCUCCAAGCCCGUCCUCCAUGCCACGCCCACCAAGCCCGUCUUCCAGGCCACGCCCACCAAGCCCGUCCUCCAGGCCACGCCCGCCAAGCUCGUCCUCCAGGCCACGCCCACCAAGCCCGUCCUCCAACCACGCCCACCAAGCCCGUCCUCCAGGCAGUAG